Phoenix dactylifera (date palm) is the source of this 2289-nucleotide messenger RNA. RefSeq names its product abscisic acid 8'-hydroxylase 1. NCBI's taxonomy places the organism in Eukaryota, Viridiplantae, Streptophyta, Magnoliopsida, Arecales, Arecaceae. Gene Ontology annotation, biological process: abscisic acid metabolic process; sterol metabolic process. Gene Ontology annotation, molecular function: iron ion binding; oxidoreductase activity, acting on paired donors, with incorporation or reduction of molecular oxygen, NAD(P)H as one donor, and incorporation of one atom of oxygen; heme binding. The record is from RefSeq and is a predicted model, not a curated record.
CUCUCGCUUUCUUACUCCCCUCCUUUCCCUUCUCUCUCCCUAUCACCAUACCAUUCUUAUCAGCGUUCAUAGGAUGUAGGUGAGCUGGAAGAGAUUCCGUGGGUGGACUCGAGCUGUAUUGCUCCAUCCCUCCUUGCCCUUAUAAAUACCCACCACCCCUCCUUCUCCUCUCCUCACACACACCCCAACCCCUUUCAUUCAAAUCCUACUCGCCCUUCUUUCCUCUCUAUCGCUCUCUCAACGCUUCACAGCACAGCUCGUAAGAGCGAAACACCAGUUGGUUUGUGAGAGUGAGAUUGGUGUUGAGUGCUGGUAGCAUGAAGAAUUCCACUGCUAACACUACCAUUUUAGCUUCCACCACAAUCUCCAUGCUUCCUCUGCUGCCAUCGCUUGUCCUUUGCCUUCUCUCCCUGCUCUAUAUACUGCUCGCAAGAGCGAAGAAGGCUUCCUCUGCCACCGCCGCCACCCCUCGUAAGCUGCCCCUGCCUCCCGGCUCCAUGGGCUGGCCCUACGUCGGCGAGACCUUCCAGCUCUACUCCAGCAACCCCAACACCUUCUUCGCCCUCAAACACAAGAAGUAUGGGCCGGUAUUCAAGACGCACAUAUUGGGAUGCCCCUGUGUGAUGGUGUCGAGCCCGGAGGCGGCGCGGUUCGUGCUGGCGACGCAGGCCCACCUGUUUAAGCCGACGUACCCGGCGAGCAAGGAGCGCAUGCUGGGCCCCAGGGCCAUCUUCUUCCAGCAGGGGGACUACCACGCCGGGCUGCGCCGCAUCGUCCUGAGGGCCUUCAUGCCCGACGCCAUCCGUCGGAGGGUCGCCGGCAUCGAGGCCGUCGCCGUCCAGGCCCUCCGCUCCUGGGAUGGCCGCAUGAUCAACACCUUCCAGGAGAUGAAGACGUUUGCGUUUAAUGUGGCGCUCCUAUCAAUAUUCGGAAAGGACGAGAUCUCCUACAUAGAAGAGCUCAAGGGGUGCUACUACACGCUGGAGAAGGGCUAUAACUCCAUGCCCAUCAACCUCCCAGGGACCCUCUUCCACAAGGCCAUGAAGGCCAGGAAGCAGCUGGGCCACAUAGUGGCCAAGAUCCUUUCAUCCAGGAGGCAGAAGAAGGCAGAGGCUGAUGACCUCCUCGGCUCCUUCAUGGAAGCCAAGGAAGCCUUCACGGAUGACCAGAUAAUCGACAACAUCGUCGGGGUCAUCUUCGCCGCUCGGGACACCACUGCAAGCGUGCUCACCUGGAUCGUCAAGUACCUUGGAGAGAACCCUAGCAUACUACGGGCAGUCACCGAGGAGCAAGAGGAGAUCAUGAAGAGCAAAGAAAUGGGUGAAGGGGAGAGGUCUCUGACUUGGGCUGAUACCAAGAGGAUGUCGAUGACUUCGAGGGUGAUUCAGGAGACGAUGAGGGUCGCUUCGAUCCUAUCUUUCACCUUCAGAGAAGUAGUGGAAGAUGUGGAGUAUGAAGGAUAUCUCAUUCCCAAGGGAUGGAAAGUCCUGCCACUGUUCAGAAACAUUCACCACAGCCCAGAAAACUUUACUGACCCAGAAAAGUUCGAUCCCUCCAGAUUUGAGGUUGCUCCGAAGCCCAACACCUUCAUGCCAUUUGGAAAUGGGACCCAUUCAUGCCCUGGAAAUGAGCUAGCUAAGCUGGAGAUGCUUGUCCUUCUCCAUCAUCUCACCACCAAGUACAGGUGGUCUAUGUCAGGAUCAGAGAGUGGAAUUCAGUUUGGGCCAUUCGUGCUGCCCCUGAAUGGAUUGCCCAUGAGAUUCUCUCGCAAGACAUGAACCGAAGAUUCGCAGAUACACCUGCUCCGUAGAUAGUAUCUAUUAUCGUAGUUGUCGCCAAUUAUAGACGAAAAAAAGCCACUUUGAAUGGUGAUAUUUCAUAGAUAGGAUGAACUUGCGAUCGAAAGCGAUCGCAACUCCUCGAGGAAAGAGAUCACAUAAAAAGUGACAUGGAUGCACCAUACAGUUAUCAUUCAAGAUGAAUCAGCUCAUGUCAGAGGAUGCGAAGCUCCCUCUCACAAGGAACAAAUUGUACAGGCCUUUCAAUUCAUAUAACAGGGUUGAAUAUUUGAUGAAGGCUGUCAAAAUAUUCAAGUUAAAUGACUAUAUAUAUAUAUAUAUGUAUUUCUUUUCCUUUUCUUCUCAGAUAAUUUGAAAGUGUAAUCACUAGCAGAGGUUGGUAACACCGAAAUAGGUGGUUUUUGCGUUGAAUGUCAGGUUUUGUGUUGAUUGUUUAGUGUUAACAAUCAAAAGUCAAACCAAGAAAGUAAUAACACAUUUGACUUGUUUA